CUCUGUCUGUCUGCAGCACGUCUCUGGUGGAGGAGGGAAACGUGGUGAGAAUGCGGGGGCUCCCCUAUCAGGCCAACACUGAGCACGUGGCCAAGUUCCUCGCUGGUCUCAACAUCAUCCCGGGAGGGAUAGUGUUUGGUAUAAGUUCCGUUGGCCGGAGGACCGGAGAGGCCAUUGUGGUGUUGGAGACACCAGAGUUUGCUGAGCUUGCCAUCAAGAGACACAAGUACUACCUGGAGUCUCGAUACAUUGAGGUGUACGAGACGACGCCAGACGACUUCCUGAGACUGGUUGGUAGCAAAGACAGCACCCCGGUCCACGGCGGCGAUAUAGCCGUGGUCCGCAUGCAGGGGCUUCCGUACCGCGCCAACGAAGAGGACAUAGUAAGGGAGGGUCUGUGGUGGAUUGGUGAGGGUGUGCCGGCGUGGGGAUGUGAAUGGGGAGGAGUGGAGGUGUGCUGGUGUGAAAGGAGAGGAGCGGAGGUGUAAUGGGGACGAGUGGAGGUGUAUUGGUUCGUAAAGGGUGGAGGUGUGCUGUUAUUGGGGUGGAUUGGUAGUGUGUGUAGUUGAGUGUGGGGAGGAGAGGGUGGGUGGGUGAACUGUGGACCAGUGAGGUAGGAGAGGUGGCGUUAGGGAAGAGGGUGGGGGAAAGAUGGUGUGAGGAGGUGAGUGUGUGGAGGUGUGGGUAGUGGUGAGGUCAAGACCAUGGCCACCUUCCCACACAUUGCCAGGUCAGCCAGUUUACUUCAAUACUCUCGGUCUCUCUCUCUUCCACUAUUUACCAGUGUCCUCUCACACCCAACACCUCACGUAUACCAACAGGUGGAUUUCUUUGGGCAAGAUGCCCCAGUCAAGGACGGUAAGGACGGCGUCAUGAUUGUGAGAUACGCUGACGGACGAGCCACCGGAGAUGCUAUGGUUCUCUUCGAUAACGACCGAGACAUGGAGCGGGUCCUGGAAAAGAAUAAACAGUCAAUGGGCUCCCGCUACGUGGAGCUCUUCGCCAGCUCUCUCAAGGAGUUCCAGAUGGUCCUGUCUCGCUCUGGCUCAGUGGCCCAGCAGCACCACUUCAUCGACCUCCUGGGCCUCAACGUGGUGGGCAGCGGGAUGUACAAGGAUGAGGUUGUGGUCCGUGGCAGUGACAGGAACUGCGUGAAGCUGCGAGGACUCCCCUGGUCAUCAACUGCCGAGGAGGUCAUAGAGUUCUUUGGAGACCUUGGGUCUGAUAUUGCCCCACAUGGAGUACACAUGGUCCUCAAUGCCAUGAAUAGAGCCACGGGUGACUGCUAUGUUCAGAUGUUGUCAGAGGAAGCGGCUGAUCGUGUGGCACGCAGACUCCACAAGAGAAACAUGGGACACAGAUACAUUGAAAUCUUUGCGUGUACGGGAGACGAUGUGGCCCAUGCUCUGGCAGAAGGUAGCAGUGGAGGAGGAGGGGGAGGAGGGGGUGGAGGAGGAGGAGGGGGUGGAGGAGCAGGAGGAGGGGGAGGUGGCUAUAGAGGAGGGAGCAGUGGGGCAUACAGGGGAGGAGGAGGAGGGAGGGGAGGGAGACAAAGACACAACAGUGGCGGUGGCGCCAUCGUCAAAGUCUGGGGCCUUCCCUACAGCACCUCUGUGGGGCAGCUGGUGAACUUCUUUGACGACUACGACGUGAGAGAGAGGGAUUGUGAGAUAGUUCACGACAGCAGUGGUCGGGCAACUGGCAUCGCCUACGUCACCUUCUCCUCUCGUGGACUGGCCAACCAGGCCAUCAAGGAGAAGAACGGAAAGUUCAUUGGGAACCGCUACGUGGAACUCUCUCUCUACUGAUAUAUAAUUGUCUAUCUGACUAGCGACUGAAAAAACACUAACUUGCUAUGUAUGUAUAUAUGAAUACUAUAAUUAUCACGUCGUUGUAUUGAUGAUGCCCUGAUGAUUUAAGAGUUUUUGUUGGUGUAAAUAUCUCUCACUGUGAGGUAUAUACCUAUACAACCGUAGCAAUGCUCCACCGUUAAUUCACUAGGUAUCUAUAAUAAUUAUUCAU
This is a messenger RNA of Geodia barretti, 2022 nucleotides long. Lineage: Eukaryota; Metazoa; Porifera; Demospongiae; Tetractinellida; Geodiidae. The record is from the annotation of a GenBank genome assembly.